AUGCAAAAACCAAGACUAGAGAAUGCUGAACAAGAAAUACAAGAAGAAGAUGAAGUUGAUUCAAGCUUCUUCACGUGCGAGAUUUGCAUUGAAUCCUUGUUAGGAAAGCCAGAGAAAUUGAAUGGUCGAAGAUCACACUGUAAGCUUUCAAUAUCCCGGAUUGAACUCGGAACAAGCAGUGGAUCCUCUCUGAUACAGAGCGAUAAUCUCACCUCCCUUUUUUCAAAGUGGUGUGAUCUUCUCUGCCAUGAUUAUCUUCUAGGGUUUGAAAGGAGCCAUUACCCUGAUAGGACUUGCAUGGCGGUAGUGGUGAGCGAGUGUGGUGGAGAUGUGAAGAAGAGUAGAUGUUCAAACUGGUAUGGAUGUGGAAAAAGUAGGAACAUGAGGGAUUAA
Messenger RNA from Mangifera indica (mango), 393 nucleotides. RefSeq lists its product as uncharacterized. The transcript is spliced from 3 exons. Bases 1 to 393 code for a protein of 130 amino acids. Lineage: Eukaryota; Viridiplantae; Streptophyta; Magnoliopsida; Sapindales; Anacardiaceae. The record is from RefSeq and is a predicted model, not a curated record.